Molecule: messenger RNA, 1943 nt
Organism: Trifolium pratense (red clover)
Lineage: Eukaryota; Viridiplantae; Streptophyta; Magnoliopsida; Fabales; Fabaceae
Product: putative pectinesterase/pectinesterase inhibitor 24
Exons: 4
Coding region: 37-1764 (575 amino acids)
Biological process (GO): cell wall modification
Molecular function (GO): pectinesterase inhibitor activity; pectinesterase activity
Source: RefSeq, a predicted model, not a curated record
GUAUAGCAUAAGCCUUAACUCUUACAAACCUUAAACAUGUCUCCCUUCAAAUCCUAUGGAAAAGUCAAUGAACUUGAACAAAUGAUGUUAGAAGCAAAAAAGAAAACAAGAAAGAGAAUCACAAUCAUAGGCUUAUCUUCAAUAAUCCUUGUUGGUGUUGUAAUUGGAGCUGUAUUUGGAGUUGUUAACAACAAUUCAAAAAAUGAUCAUGACAAUAAUGCAUCACAAAAUUCAGUGACUAAUUCUAUGAAAGCUGUUUGUGAUGUAACAUUGUAUAAGGAUUCAUGUUACGACAGUCUUGGCUCUGUUGUAAACUCGGGUAAAGAUGUUCAACCUGAAGAGUUGUUUAAAUUGUCUAUUAAUGUGGCAUUAACUCAUGUGUCUAAAGUUAUUGAGUAUUUUAAUGAUCAUGGUGUUUUCAAAAACUUGAUUGGUAAUGAUAGUAAGAAUAAGGAAGCUUUGAAAAAUUGUAGGGAUCUUUUGGACCUUGCUAUUGAUCAUUUGAAUAACUCAUUGACUACUUCAGGGGAAAAUUCUUCACUUCAUCAAAUUUUUGAUGAUCUACAAACAUGGUUAAGUGCUGCAGGUACAUACCAAGAAACUUGCAUUGAAGGCUUUGAGGAUACAAAACAAGAACUUAAGAAAAGUGUAGUAAGCUAUCUUAAAAAUUCUACAGAAUACACAAGCAACAGUCUUGCCAUAAUUACAUGGAUUAACAAGGUUUCAAACACUCUAAAUUUGAGGCGUUUAAUGAGUUUACCUUAUGAAAAUGAGUCACCAAAAUGGCUUAAUUCAAAAGAUAGGAAAUUACUUGUGACAAAAGAUUUGAGAUCAAAAGCUGAUAUAAUUGUUGCUAAAGAUGGUAGUGGGAAAUAUAAAACUAUAUCUGAAGCACUUAAACAUGUUCCUAAUAAGAGUAAGAAGAGGACUUUGAUUUAUGUGAAGAAAGGGAUUUACUAUGAGAAUGUUAGAGUAGAGAAGACAAAAUGGAAUGUUAUGAUUAUUGGUGAUGGUAUGACUGCUUCAAUUGUAUCUGGUAGGCUUAAUGUUGUGGAUGGCACACCAACAUUUUCAUCUGCAACAUUUGCUGUAUUUGGGAGGAAUUUCAUAGCUAGAGACAUGGGUUUUCGCAAUACAGCAGGUCCACAGAAACACCAAGCAGUAGCACUAAUGACAAGUGCUGAUUUAGCAGUUUACUAUAAGUGUCACAUUGAUGCUUAUCAAGACACUCUUUAUGUUCAUGCCAAUCGCCAAUUCUAUAGAGAAUGUAACAUUUAUGGAACAGUUGAUUUCAUUUUUGGAAAUUCAGCAGCUGUUAUUCAAAACUGUAACAUUAUGCCUAAGUUACCUAUGCAUGGACAACAGAACACAAUCACAGCACAGGGAAAAACUGAUCCUAACAUGAACACAGGUAUCUCAAUUCAAUACUGUAACAUUGCACCAUUUGGAAACUUGAGUACUGUCCAAACAUACCUUGGAAGACCAUGGAAGAAUUACUCAACCACAGUAUACAUGAAAUCAAGAAUGGAAGGUUUUAUUAAUCCAAAGGGUUGGUUACCUUGGGUAGGGAACUCAGCACCAGACACUAUUUUUUAUGCAGAGUUUCAGAAUGUUGGACCAGGUGCUUCAACAAAGAAUAGAGUGAAAUGGAAGGGUUUGAAAAAUAUUAGUAUUAAACAAGCUAAUAAGUUUUCAGUUAAGGAUUUUGUUCAAGGUGAUAGAUGGAUUUCUGCAUCAGGUGCACCAUUUAAGGCUAAUAUAUGAUGAGACAGAAGUCAUAAGAUGCAAAAGCUCCUUUUGUUAGAAAUGUCAUUACUUUUUUGUUAUUUUUUCUCUUUUCCAAUGAUUUUGUAUUGUAUUAUUGGUUUGAAACUGAAUAAUGAUUCUUUUUAUUUGAUUUUAUUCAUUAAAGAAAGUAAACUUUGAUUUUGGUCUGUAAAUGU